This is a messenger RNA of Melanaphis sacchari, 850 nucleotides long. Its product is annotated as ATP synthase subunit d, mitochondrial-like. The transcript has 3 exons. Gene Ontology annotation, molecular function: proton transmembrane transporter activity. The coding region runs from base 119 to 670 and encodes 183 amino acids. Gene Ontology annotation, biological process: proton motive force-driven ATP synthesis. NCBI's taxonomy places the organism in Eukaryota, Metazoa, Arthropoda, Insecta, Hemiptera, Aphididae. The record is from RefSeq and is a predicted model, not a curated record.
AACCAUUAAGGCAUUAACCAUUUUCUAGUGUCAUAAACUCAUAACUCACAAUUUCUCGAAGGUUCUCUCGCGACUUGUGAUUUUUUUGUUAACGUUUUCCGUUUAAUUUUAAUCAAAGAUGGCUUCUAAACGCAUUGCUCAAUCUUCUGUUAACUGGGCUGCGAUUGCUGAACGCGUACCGGAAGCGGACAAAGCGUCCUAUUUGGCAUUUAAAGCUAAGUCCGAUGGAUAUCUUCGCAAAAUGUUGGCCAAUCCAGCUGAACCAUUGAAAAUUGAUUGGGCAGCAUAUAAAAAUAAAAUAGCAGUACCUGGGUUAGUCGACAACUUUGAAAAAUCGUACAAUGCGCUUAAAAUUCCAUACCCAGAAGAUAAAUACAGUAGUGCUAUCGAUAAACAUGAAAAGGAAAUUGCAAAAGGUAUUGAAGAAUUUAAAGCUGAAUCAGACGCAAUAAUCAAAGAAGCUGAAAAGAGGAUUGCAGAAAUCAACCGUUUAUUGCCAUUUUCCCAAAUGACCUAUGAAGAUGCUGCUUAUAUUGAACCUGAAUUAACAUUAGAUUUGGAGAACAAGCCAUCAUUCUGGCCACAUCAAGAGAUUGAUUAUGUUUUUGAUGAACCAGAAGCAGAAACUUCAAAAAUAGAAGAACAAAAAAAAAUUGAUGCAGCUCAUUAAAUAAAUAAAAUGGUUCUUAGUUUUCAAUUCUAUUUUACAUCGUGGUUUUUUCAUAAACAUUUAGAAAUAUAACAUAUAUAAAUUUAUGGUUAAAAUUUUAGAUUUUUUUUCAUGUUUUAUUUAGAAUUCUGUUAUACAUGAAUUUUGUAAGAAUAAAAGUACCACAACUUUGCUUUGAAC